Molecule: messenger RNA, 4092 nt
Organism: Blepharisma stoltei
Lineage: Eukaryota; Ciliophora; Heterotrichea; Heterotrichida; Blepharismidae
Source: the annotation of a GenBank genome assembly
AUGACAGAAUCUGUGGAUAAGCAAGAGCUGGGUAAAAUCCAGACACCUUGGCACACAAUUUCUGAUGUGGAGUUGAUAAAAAGCUUGAAUACGAACACAGAAUCAGGGCUCAGCGAAGACUCGAUUGAUCAACUGAGACAAAGAUAUGGAUGGAAUGAAUUAAAAAAGGCGGAAACAAAGAGCCUGCUUGCAAUGGUGUUUGAGCAGUUUACAGAUCUCAUGGUUAUUAUUCUUUUGGUAGCCGCAGUUAUCUCAACCAUCAUCGCUUUCUUAGAUGGCGAGUCAGGGAUUGUUGGGUAUAUCGAACCUAUCGUCAUUCUUUUAAUACUGAUCGCUAAUGCCGUAGUUGGAGUUUGGCAGGAAUCAAAUGCAGAAGCAGCGCUAGAAGCCUUAAAAGACCUCAUGCCAGAGCACGCAAAAGUCCUUACCGCCCCGCCCCAUCCAUAAACUAGCAAAAUCAUUUGAAUAAUCCAUAUUUUUGCUUAAAAAUCCACCUCUGUGAACAAAAAUUUAUUUAAUAUAAAAAAUUUUUAUGAAAAAAAUAUUUAUAUAUAAGUGAUAAUUAUUAUAAUGAAAUCUCUGCUAAUUCUGUUUAAUUUUAAACAGCUUGACAUAAAUUUUACAAAUUAAACAAAUAUUUGCUUUCCAAUUUUUACUAAUUGGGAUUUUUUAAAUUUCUAAAAAAAAAAUUUUACUAUUCUAAUUUCCCAUGGAUAGCGCUAUUUUGGCCUUGAUUUUCCCACUGGGAAACUUUUUUGGUUCGACCAGUACCAUAUAGUUUGGUCAAACCAAAAAAUUUUCCCAGUGGGAAAAUCAAAGCCAAAACAGCGCCAUCUACAGGAAAUUGCAAUAUAAAAUUUAUAUAUAAUUUUUUUAAAAAAAAAAAAUUAGCCUGCUCUGUGAGCGAACAACAAUUUUGUUGUUCGCUCAAGAGGGGGAAGUUAGAAGCGGCACUUGGAGCACUGUCCUUGCAAGAGAAGUGAUCCCUGGCGAUAUUGUGGAGAUGACAGUCGGCUCGAAAGUCCCUGCUGACGUCAGAGUUUUGAAAUUGCUGACACCAUCUUUCAGAGUGAAUCAGUCACAUUUAACAGGAGAAACUAAGGAUAUUGCUAAGCACCCAGGCCCUCUCGACCAUGGAGAUGUAGUCUUACAAGACAAAACCAACAUUGCUUUUUCAUCCUCCACCAUUGCUGCUGGAAGUGCCCUUGGAGUCGUCGUCGAAAUUGGCAUGACAACCGAAAUCGGAAAAAUGCAAAAAGAAGUUACUGAAGCCAAUGAAGAAAGAACCCCUCUACAAGAAAAAUUAGACGAAUUCGGGAAUUUAUUAGCAAAAGUAAUUUUCGGUAUCUGUGCACUGGUGUGGAUUAUGAAUUUCAGAAACUUUUUCGAUGAGGCUCAUGGGACUCCUAUUAGAGGAGCUAUCUAUUACUUCAAAAUUGCAAUUGCACUAGCUGUAGCUGCAGUCCCUGAAGGGCUUCCUGCUGUAAUUACCACUUGUUUAGCACUCGGAACCAGAAGAAUGGCUCAGAGAAACGCAAUUGUAAGAAGACUCCCAAGUGUGGAAACUUUAGGGUGUACAUCAGUCAUUUGCAGUGACAAAACAGGAACUUUGACUACAAAUGAAAUGACUGUGACUGAUUUCUUUAUCCCUGACAGACUCAAUGAAGGUUACAAAGCUUUUUCAGUUUCUGGAAACGGAUUUAAAGUUGACGGAAAAGCUGAAGGUCUUUCUCCAGACUAUUUCAAUGACUCUUUUAGACAAUUUUUACUGUCAGCUUCUCUUUGUAAUGACUCUAAAAUUGAAUCUGACGGAGUCCAAUAUAAAAUUAUUGGUAUGGCCACUGAAGCUGCUAUUCGUAUUGCAGUUGAAAAAAUAGGGAAAACUGAUAAUUCAUUUAAAAAAGCUGGGUAUUAUUCGGAGCAUGUGAUAGGAAAUGAGUUUAAAAAAUUAGUCACUCUUGAAUUUACUAGAGAAAGAAAAAGCAUGAGCUCACUUUGCAAUCAGAAAAACACUGGUAGAAAUAUUCUUUAUGUAAAAGGUGCCCCAGAAAGCAUCAUAGAGAGAUGCUCAAGGAUUCAUUUGUCAAAUGGAGUUGCUCAGAUGACUCAAAGCAUGAAGCAAGAUGCUUUGGAAAGAGUAGUUGGCAUGAGCAAGCAAGCUUUAAGAUGCAUUGCUUUUGCAUAUACUGAUGAUUGCCGUGAACUCACUGAUUAUAAUGGAGAAAACCAUCCUGCACAUCAUCUAUUAGAAGACUAUGAAAAUUUCUUACACUUUUGGUCAAAAAUAUAGUUAGACAUUUUUUAUUUUAAUAGGAUAAUAAGGUUCCGUACCAUUUGAUGAGAGUAUUUUUCUUGGUGGCAUUUAUUUAGGAACUUUUAGUUAAAUUUUUUUUACACGUGAUAAUUGGAUAGAAUUUUUAAGUAUUUUUUUCGAAGCAAUUAUCGAUAAAAAGGUAAACCAAAAAAUCGAGCAAAUGUCACGCGAGAAAAAAAUUCCUAUCAAAUGGCUGGCAGCGGAUAAUAAGUGAACUAUUACAGAUGAGUUAAGUUAAGUGAUAUAAGGCCAUAAGCGGAUAGGCCACUAGCCUUACUAGCCCUUCUUGGCAGGGACAGAGAAAACUUCCAGGGUAAAAACAAACUUUCCUCUUCAGCAGAUCCCCAAACCAGAAGACCUACAUCAAAAGUGACAGAGGCACUAUUUCCAACUUCACCAGGACAGAACCUACCAACUCCAUAGGGAUUGCUCCUGGAAUUCAUUUUCCAUCGCCAUCAGAUUUUAUUCCUGCUAAUGAGUUAGGGUUCGAACAAAAUCUAAUAUUUUUAGGAGUUAUGGGCAUGAAAGAUCCUCCACGUCCAGAAGUCAAAGAAUCAAUUGCUCUGUGCAAGCAGGCUGGAAUCAAAGUUUUCAUGAUUACUGGCGAUAACAAACUUACAGCCGAAGCAGUCGCAGACAAUAUCGGCAUCACCACAGGAAACACCGUCAGUUUGACUGGAAUUGACCUCAACAAAAUGCCAGAAAGCGAGCUCUCCAAAGCUCUUCAAGACGCCGAUGCCUGCAUUUUCAGCAGAACCGAGCCAAGACACAAGAAAAAGCUUGUGCAAUUACUUAAAAGCUCAAGAGAAGUUGUCGCUAUGACUGGAGAUGGAGUCAACGAUGCCCCAGCUUUACAAGAAGCCAACAUUGGAGUCGCUAUGGGCAUAGCUGGCACAGAAGUUGCUAAAAGGGCAUCCGACAUGAUUUUAGCUGACGACAAGUUUUCAACAAUCGUCGCAGCUGUUGAAGAAGGUAGGUCCAUUUAUAACAACACAAAAGCCUUUAUCAGGUAUCUGAUCUCCUCAAAUAUUGGAGAAGUUGUAAGCAUUUUCCUGACUGCUAUGCUUGGACUUCCUGAAGGUUUUACUUCAGUUCAACUAUUGUGGGUAAACUUAGUCACUGAUGGGCCUCCAGCUACCGCUUUAGGAUUUAACCCACCUGAUCUUGACAUCAUGAAAAAGCCGCCAAGAAGACAUGACGAGCCUUUGAUCAGCAACUGGGUUUAUAUCAGAUAUUUCGUAAUUGGUACUUAUGUAGGUGCAGCUACAGUUGGGAUCUUUGUGUACUGGUAUUUAUACUUCGAUGGUGGCGACUCUCAUCCACUAGUCGCUUAUUCUCAAAUUUCAAACUGGUCAGAGUGUCCUGGCUGGAAAGAUUUUUCACUUCCUGACUGGAACGGGCUUGACCUGUCCCACCACCCAUGCUUAUAUUUCACUGAAGGCAAAACCAAAGCUAGCACUCUAUCUUUAACAGUCCUUGUGGUCAUAGAAAUGCUUAACUCCCUCAACGCUCUUUCAGAAGACACUUCCCUCAUCCACAUGCCUCCAUGGGUGAAUCCUUGGCUUUUACUUGCAAUUUCUGGGUCAAUUGUCUUACACUGCUUAAUCCUUUACGUUCCUUUCUUAAACGAAGUUUUCGGAAUUGUCCCAUUGACAUCUCAAGAGUGGAUUUUAGUCAUGAUUUUCUCAACGCCAGUAGUCCUGAUUGACGAGUGUCUCAAAUUUUUCGGCAGAGUCAGAAGCAGACGUAGCCAAGUUAUUCACAAAAAAGAUAAAUAA